AUGGACAGGACUGUCCACGGUGCGGGCAGGUUGAUUACAAACAGAACUGCAUCCACCGCCUACCCCGAGGCUGUGACAUCUUGGACACCCCUCCUCAACACCGCGCUGCGUAUCUCGUCGGAACUGGAACGUGACCGCCAUCUGUCCCUGGCGAUGUGGCCGCUGGAUGGUGUCUGCACGAUCGCUUUUCUCCGCGUCCGAUCAGGAUGCAACCCUGACCCCAACAACACCGCGGGGGGUCCUUCGACCGCCAGUGUGGUCCACUUCAACUGGCCAAAGUACGACACGACCAGCCGCACAAUGAUCAAGUUCAAUCUGCUCAACUGGGAGACCAUUGCCGACACGCUUAGGAGCGCGUCGUAUGAUGUGCUUAACGGCAACACCGACGUGUUCCAGAUUUCAGGGGACAGGACGUUGUAG
Messenger RNA from Vanrija pseudolonga, 420 nucleotides. RefSeq lists its product as uncharacterized. Lineage: Eukaryota; Fungi; Basidiomycota; Tremellomycetes; Trichosporonales; Trichosporonaceae. The record is from RefSeq and is a predicted model, not a curated record. The transcript has 2 exons. Bases 1 to 420 code for a protein of 139 amino acids.